AUGGAUGGCCAAAAUGAGAACGAUGAGCUUUACCCCAUCGCGGUUCUUAUUGAUGAACUGAAGCACGAUGAUGUCCUCCUCAGACUCAAUGCCAUUCGUCGUCUAUCCACUAUCGCCCUUGCCUUAGGUCCUGAGCGAACCCGUGACGAACUCAUCCCGUUCCUUGAUGACUCGGUAGAGGACGAAGAUGAGGUUUUGACUGCCCUCAGCGAAGAAUUGGGCAACUUCACAGAAUACGUCGGAGGUCCGGAACAUGCGCACGUGCUUCUCUCCCCGUUGGAGAAUUUGGCAGCCAUCGAGGAGCCUCUGGUUCGCGAGAAAGCUGUCGAAUCCCUCAACAAGGUUUGCGAGCAGUUGUCAGAGAAGCAGGUUGAAGAACACUUCGUUCCCCUGGUCCUACACCUCUCGAAAGCCGACUGGUUCACCUCCAAGGUCUCCGCAACUGCUCUCUACAGUUCCCCAUACCGAAAAGCCACCGCGACAACCCAACAGAGUCUCAGACAACACUUUGGGGCUCUGGUACACGAUGAGACCCCCAUGGUCCGGCGACAAGCCGCAAACAACUUGGCAAAGUUUGUCCAGGAGAUGCAGACCCCCGUCAUUAUUGAAGAAAUGAUUCCCCUCUUUCAAUAUCUGGCCAGUGACGAUCAGGACAGCGUGCGCCUGCUGACGGUUGAUAUUCUCACCUCUAUCGCCGAGGAAAUCCCCAAGGAGCAGCAGCCCAGCCACGGUGUUUUGUUGACAUCUCUUCGCAACCUCUUCGAAGACAAGAGCUGGAGGGUACGAUACAUGGUUGCCGAUAGAUAUGAAAAGAUCGCCAAAGCCGUUCACGAGGAGGUUGUUACCCGCGAUAUGGUGCCCGCCUUUGUGAAGCUGUUGAAGGACCAGGAGGCUGAGGUUCGCACUGCAAUUGCUGGUCAAAUUCCUGGCUUCUGCGGUUUGAUUGAUCGCGAUACUCUCCUCAAUGAGAUUAUGACUAGCGUUGAGGACCUUGUCUCCGAUCAAUCUCAGCAUGUCCGGGCGGCUCUAGGCACCCAGAUCAGUGGUCUUGCGCCAAUCCUUGGAAAGGACGAGACCAUUGCUCAUCUCCUUCCCAUGUUCCUUUCUAUGCUUAAAGAUGAGUUCCCUGACGUUCGUCUUCACAUCAUCUCAAAGCUUGAGCAGGUUAACAAAGUUAUUGGUAUUGAGCUUCUCUCUCAAUCUCUCCUCCCUGCCAUUGUUCAAUUGGCUGAGGACAAGCAAUGGCGUGUACGUCUCGCUAUCAUUGAAUACAUUCCCCUUCUGGCUAGCCAGUUGGGAGUUAAGUUCUUCGAUGAGCAGUUGAGUGAUCUGUGCAUGGGCUGGCUGGGCGACACCGUCUUCUCCAUCCGAGAGGCUGCCACUCAGAACUUGAAGAAGUUGACUGAAGUUUUCGGCGUGGAAUGGGCCAAGGAGUCUAUUAUUCCCAAGGUCAUGGCCAUGGGACAACACCCCAACUACCUCUACCGCAUGACUACAUGCUUUGCUGUUUCGACCCUUGCUCCCGUUGUCACCCUCGAUAUCAUUGAAAGCUCCCUUCUUCCUAUUUUGGAGCGAUUGGUUUCGGAUGAGAUCCCCAACAUUCGCUUUAAUGUUGCCAAGUCUUAUUCCGUUCUUAUUGAUACCCUGCGCCGCCUGCCAGAGGACAAGACCCUGGUCGAGGUGGAGAAGUUGGGAGAACCAGUCACCCCCUCGCCCAAGAGUCAGGAAUUGAUCCAGCAAAAAAUCAUGCCAAGUUUGGAAAAGCUUCAAGAGGAUGAUGACGUGGAUGUCCGCUACUUUGCUACGACUGCUGGAGGUAACCCCGAGGAGGUUAUGUCGACCUCUCCGUAA
Penicillium taxi is the source of this 1851-nucleotide messenger RNA. RefSeq names its product protein phosphatase 2A structural subunit TPD3. The record is from RefSeq and is a predicted model, not a curated record. Bases 1 to 1851 code for a protein of 616 amino acids. The transcript is spliced from 9 exons. NCBI's taxonomy places the organism in Eukaryota, Fungi, Ascomycota, Eurotiomycetes, Eurotiales, Aspergillaceae. Gene Ontology annotation, cellular component: protein phosphatase type 2A complex; cytoplasm. Gene Ontology annotation, molecular function: protein phosphatase regulator activity. Gene Ontology annotation, biological process: protein dephosphorylation.